Molecule: messenger RNA, 1666 nt
Organism: Helicoverpa zea (corn earworm)
Lineage: Eukaryota; Metazoa; Arthropoda; Insecta; Lepidoptera; Noctuidae
Gene: Adsl
Product: adenylosuccinate lyase
Exons: 3
Coding region: 91-1569 (492 amino acids)
Biological process (GO): 'de novo' AMP biosynthetic process
Cellular component (GO): cytosol
Molecular function (GO): N6-(1,2-dicarboxyethyl)AMP AMP-lyase (fumarate-forming) activity; (S)-2-(5-amino-1-(5-phospho-D-ribosyl)imidazole-4-carboxamido) succinate lyase (fumarate-forming) activity
Source: RefSeq, a predicted model, not a curated record
UUAGGUUAUGUUCAUUAAAGUGUCAGCUGUAUGCCGCUAUCGACGUAACAAGACAGUGUUUCUUACAUUUUACAAUAAACUGUGAUAAAAAUGUUUUCAAUCGACGCUCCCGUGGAAAUACAAAAUUCAGAAUAUUGCAACUACAGGUCCCCAUUGAGCACCAGAUAUGCUUCCAAGGAAAUGCAAUAUAACUUUAGCGACCAGAAAAAGUUUUCGACCUGGAGAAAGCUGUGGAUUUAUUUGGCGAAAGCUGAAAAGGAGCUGGGUCUUGACAUCACCGACGAUCAGAUUGCCGAGCUAGAAGCAGCUAUCCACGACAUCGACUUCGAAGCUGCAGCAGCUCACGAGAAGAAAGUCCGCCAUGACGUCAUGGCUCAUGUCCAUACCUUAGCCGAGAGGUGUCCUAAAGCUGCUCCUAUUAUACACCUGGGAGCUACCUCGUGUUAUGUGGGAGACAAUACUGAUCUUAUCGUGUUGAGACAUGGACUGGAUUUGUUGCUGCCAAGGUUGGGCGCCAUUAUCAGCCAGCUUGCGAAGUUCGCUGAUGAAUAUAAAUCACUCCCAAUGCUCGGUUUCACCCAUCUGCAACCGGCGCAGCUGACAACUGUCGGAAAGAGGGCGUCCCUCUGGCUGAGCGACUUGCUCAUGGACGAGCGAGCCCUCUCCCGGGCUAGAGACGAUCUCCGUUUCCGCGGAGUCAAGGGCACCACAGGUACUCAAGCCUCCUUCCUCCAACUUUUUAAAGGAGACAAUGAAAAAGUCCGAGCUCUCGACCAGAGAGUUGCUGAACUUGCAGGAUUUAACAAACGCUACAUUGUCACUGGACAAACAUACUCCAGAAAGGUUGACUUGGAAGUCAUUGCUGCUUUAUCUGGAUUGGGAGCUACCAUCCACAAGAUGUGCUCUGACAUACGUCUAUUGGCCUCACGUAAAGAGCUGGAAGAGCCAUUCGAAGCUUCCCAAAUCGGUUCGAGUGCUAUGCCCUACAAGAGGAACCCGAUGAGGUCUGAACGCUGCUGCGCCCUCGCUCGCCACCUCAUUACAUUACACGCGAAUGCAGCUAACACCCACGCCGUUCAAUGGUUAGAGCGUACCCUGGACGAUUCUGCAAACAGACGCAUCACGCUCGCUGAAGGCUUCCUAACAGCUGAUGCGGCUUUGUUGACCCUGCUUAACAUUUGCCAAGGACUGGUUGUCUACCCUAAAGUUAUUGAGCGUCAUAUCGCACAGGAGCUGCCUUUCAUGGCAACUGAAAACAUUAUCAUGGCUAUGGUUCAGGCUGGCGGUGAUCGCCAAGUUUGUCACGAGAAAAUUAGAGUUCUCUCUCACGAAGCAGGCGCUCAAGUGAAACAACACGGCAAAGAUAAUGACUUGAUCGAGCGCGUGAAGAAAGACAGCUACUUUGCUCCUAUUAUAUCGCAAUUGGACAAAAUCUUGGAUGCAUCUACGUUCAUUGGCAGGGCUCCUGAACAAGUUACGGAGUUCAUUGAAGAGGAGGUCAACCCCAUUAUUGCCAAGUACAAACAUGCUUUGGCUGAAGUUGGAAAGCCUGUUGCUUUGAUGAUUUAAACUGUUGCAUUUAUUUUAUUAUUAUUAAUUUGACGUGUAUUAAACAUACUAUUAAAUGGAAACAAAUGUUCAUUGAAUAAAAUCAUAUAUUUACAAA